GAUAUCUGUGCAGGUCUGGAGUUCCAGUAGGUCGUGGUUGUGCAUAUCUCGUGUUCCUUGUCGUGGCCAACGUUGCAUCGGUGCGAGGUAUUCUUUUCGUUAUUAUAAAGCUACUGUGGUGAACUGAGCAGAGCAGUAUCGGAUUAUUUGCGUAGGCGCUCUCUUGAGCGCGCGGACGUUUUCACAAGGGCCAGAGCAGCACGGGCGUCGCCAUGGCGGAAAGUUCGCAGCAAGCAGGCUUGACGGCCACCGUUAAGCACGAAAGCGGCGCCUCGAGCCCCGCGAGCGGAGUAGGAACGACCGAGAGCAGGUCGGGGCCUUCGGGCCAGUCGCUGUCGGAACUCCUGCUGCAGCUCGAAGAUUACAGUCCGACCCUGCCGGACGCCGUCACGGCGCACUACCUGAACACCGCCGGACUGGAGGCCAGCGACCCGCGCGUCGUCAGGCUUGUUUCCCUUGCAGCGCAGAAGUUUCUCUCGGAUAUCACAAACGACGCGCUGCAGCAUUGCAAAAUGCGCGGUGCCGGACAGAGCAAGAAGGCCACCAAGGACAAGCGCUACACACUCACCAUGGAAGACCUGACUCCCGCGCUGCAGGAGUACGGCAUCAACGUCAAGAAGCCGCACUACUUCGUCUGACGCCGCGCGUCCUGGUCCAUUGAAGGGCCGCUCGCUAACGGUGUCGCGGUGUCCUGCUGGUUUCAAAUGUAAAGACCUUCACGAUUUGACGGCUGCAUCGAGUGUUCCUAAUCGUCAAGCCCAGCGGCCAAAUACAGUGCGGGCUACGAUGUAUAUAUGUGUUGAAGUUGUGUUGCCGCGCUCGAAUUCAUUUCUUUGCGGUUCAAAAAUCGUGGCGUGUUGUGCAUCUCAGAAGAAAAAAAAAUUCGGUAAUGACAGUCCACUCCUAUUUGGAGUGCAUUAAGGGAUGUAUUUUCUGUACAAAAUAAAUGCCGAAAUGGGA
Messenger RNA from Dermacentor albipictus, 960 nucleotides. Its product is annotated as transcription initiation factor TFIID subunit 10-like. Gene Ontology annotation, cellular component: transcription factor TFIID complex; nucleus; SAGA complex. Lineage: Eukaryota; Metazoa; Arthropoda; Arachnida; Ixodida; Ixodidae. Gene Ontology annotation, biological process: transcription initiation at RNA polymerase II promoter. Gene Ontology annotation, molecular function: promoter-specific chromatin binding; RNA polymerase II general transcription initiation factor activity. The record is from RefSeq and is a predicted model, not a curated record.